AUGGUUCAUAAGUGACAUCUGAAAUAGUUGUGUAAAUAAGUCAUCAAAUAAAUUGGAAAAUACCAAAAAAAGUUUAAUAUAACCCCAACUAGAGCUUUUAGUGCUUUUAACUCAUGAUUUUUAUACAUUGGUUAUUUAGUUUUAUGAAGUAACAGUUUUUAUACAUUAUAUUUAUACAAAAGUUCCAAUUAUACAAGAAACUAAAAAAUGGCCGAGGAAACAAAUCUACCCAAUUCCGAAAAUUUAAAUACGAAAAAUGGAAAUUUUAUUUGUGGAGUAGUUGAAGGUUUUUAUGGAAGACCAUGGACAACAGAACAGAGGAAGGAUCUCUUUCAAAAAAUGAAAAAAUGGAAUAUGAAUUCAUAUGUAUAUGCACCAAAAGAUGAUUACAAACAUCGUGCUUACUGGAGAGAACUGUACACAGUAGAAGAAGCAGAACAUUUGACUAGCCUUAUUCAAGCAGCAAAAGAUCAAAAUAUUAUUUUUUAUUAUGCAUUGUCUCCUGGCUUGGAUAUAACCUACAGUAGUUCUAAAGAAGUGGCAGCUCUGAGAAGGAAACUGGAACAAGUGUCUCAAUUUGGUUGUCAUGCUUUUGCAUUGUUGUUUGAUGAUAUUGAACCAGAAAUGUCAGAAGCUGAUAAAGAAAUAUUCCAAUCUUUUGCCCAAGCACAAGUAUCAGUUACAAAUGAAUGUUUUCAACACUUAGGUCAACCCAAAUUUUUACUUUGCCCAACUCAAUAUUGUUCUACUAGAGCUGUGCCUAACGUCACAAAUUCAGAAUAUUUAAAUACCUUAGGAUCCAAAUUAGCACCAGAAAUAAACAUAAUGUGGACUGGACAAAAAGUAAUAUCUAGAAUAUUGACAAAAGAAAAUAUUCAGGAAGUAACAGAGGUAUUGCGAAGACCUCCAGUUAUUUGGGAUAAUCUACAUGCUAAUGAUUAUGACCAAAAAAGAGUAUUUCUUGGUCCUUACUCUGGUAGAUCUCCUGAUCUUAUUCCAAAAUUACGAGGUGUUCUUACUAAUCCUAAUUGUGAAUAUGGGGCCAAUUUUGUAGCUAUACAUACCUUAGCGCAAUGGUCUAGAUGUAAUGUAGAUGCUCAAAGGGAUCCUUCCAUACAUGAUACUGUGUCUGCUGAUAUAAAAUUAGAGACUGAGACUGAAGAUGGAUUAUCAGGCGAAGAUGUACCAUCAACACUAUCUCCAAAUAUGUAUCACCCGAGACAAGCUUUACGAAAUGCAAUAAAAGAUUGGCUGCCUGAAUUUGCUAAGCACAAGUCAGCUUGGGGUCCCAUUACCAAACCUCAGCCUGCAGUUGCUGUUGUUCCUGUGCCUAUAAUACCUUCAAUAAACACUUGUAUGAGUUUAACAUCUACUAGUACCACCACAUCGAGUAGCAAUACAGCUAUAGUAAAUUCAAAUCAAUUACAAGCAUUAGCUGAAGUGUGCAGUACAGUAUCUUGUACUGAUUCAAUUGUUAGUGCAGUUCCAGGUCCUGUUAUGAACUCUCUGGUAUCAGAGACAAAAGUUAUUUGUAAUGAAUCUAUUCCUAAUCCCAUUACACCUGUUUCAAUUCCUAUUCCAAUUGAUACAACUGAAUCUAAAACUGUCACUAUACUCAGUGGUACCAUAAUAAAACCAGAAAAGGGAAAAGUGGACCAUGAAACUACAGAAAACCCUGCUGAUGUCACAAAUCUCAAAGAUCCUAAGGAUGAAAGUACUAUGAACACAGAUACUAGUUUAAGUAAUGAGUCAAGCUUAAGUCCAUCAGAACCAAUGGAUUGCAAUAGCACCCCCAACAUAUCACCUGCACAUGGAAACAAAUGUACUAAUGGCUCUAAUGAAGAUGUUGCGAUGAGUGAGAAUUCUACUUUCAGUGGAAGCAUGCAGGUAGAUCCUAACCAAAUGGUCAUAGAAAAUAAUACUGAAAAUGAAAGCAAAGAGUCAACGUUGACAUAUGAAGACUUAGCCUUACUUUGUGAUCUAUUUUAUCUUCCAUUUGAACAUGGUGGACAGGCGUUACAACUAUUACAAGAAUUUAAUUGGUUAAAGUCGAAUGCACAUUUAAUUAUAGUGGCCAAUCAGAGGAAAGACAAAUCAAGUCCAGAGGUCCAUGAAUGGUUUACUAGAGCUGAAAAGUUGAACGAGAUGUCGCAAGCCAUGACUAGAUUGUUUGAACAUAUAUCAAGCUGUAACAAUCGAGAACUAUUGUAUGAUUUAUAUGCUUAUAUAUGGGAUAUGAGAGGUGUGAUAUCGUUGCUCAAUUCAUACAUCAAAUGGCUUGCUGGCGGUCAUUUUCCUCCAUCGAUGCCAUCGUAUACCCAGGGAACCUACACAUGGUUUUCGAAAGGAUGGAAAGAGACGUUUAUGAGUGGCGACCAAGAACCAUGGGUGUUCAGAGGUGGACUUACUGCCGAUCUACAGCGUCUAAUUCCUGUUGAUUCCGGGAACGAUCUCUUUAUAUAUAAAGUACCCGAAAUGCCCACCAAUCGAGUGUUCACUAUUCGACCAUACCUGCCUGCCGAUGAAGAAAUCGUGUAUAAUGUUUGCACAAAAACGUGUAAAGAUGGUCUCGAAGAUCCAAUACCUUAUCCUGAUAAACUUCGUCACCUUCAUGCUGAUAGAAUAGUAGGACCUUACGUAACUCUCCAUCCAGAAUUUUGUUUUGUUAUAGAAGACGAUUUGGGAAUUGUAGGAUAUGCUUGUGCUGCUCCAGACUAUAAGAAAUUUAGGAUAAAACAGGAGUUAGCUUGGAUACCAGAUAUGUGUGAAAAAUAUCCAAUGGAUUGUGGUAAAGAUCUUCAUAAAUUUGCACAGGAAUCCAUUGCAUACUUUCAUAAUUUCAAGGAUGAAAUUUAUGUUAACAGCCCUACACAUCCCUCCAGUAUGAUUUGUAGUUUAUUACCUUCCGUUUUAGACCAGUCUGUAAGUAAAAGAUUGGUUACUUGCAUAUUAGCAGCGUUAAGGGCAAAUGGGUCUUUUGGAGUUCAUGUUAUAAUUAACUCAUCAGACAGUUAUACACACGCAUUUUAUGGGAAAUUGGGAUUCGUGGAAAAUACCCAAGAAUCUAUUAAAGGAAAAAUUGUGAUGGGACGUACAUUUUAAACGUUAUUGAACUGAUGCAACAGUCUUUAUAUCACUUUAUUUCAAUUUAUAUAUGACUUUAUAUUAUAUUCUAUACAUAUUAAAUUAGUUUAUUGUCAGUAUUACAUGCUGUCAAUAAUUUUUGACGUAUUGUGUAAUAUGUGUAUUUUGUUAGUAAAACUGAUUUUAGAGCCUCAUACCAUUUCUGCUUUACCAUAAGUUCAUUAAUAGUUAUUUAUUAUAAAUAGAACAUAAUAUGUAUUAUUAUUAUGAAUUUUUAUUAAGCUCCGCCUGUUUGCAUUGAGAUUUUUAAAAUAUAUGCUUAAUUUUAUUACAAAUAGUGCCUGUAUCUAUAUAAAUAUUAAAAUUGAAAACAUGUUGCAAGACAUAUUUUUUAUUAUUGUUAAUUUUUAAUGUACUAGGUGAUUCAAAGCAAGUACUAAUUUUCUAAUCUUCCUGAAAUAGAUGGCUGAAAUUUAUUUAUAAUUAUAUACACCAAUCUGAUUAUUUAUACACAUAUUGCACCAUACAGUAUUUAUAUUAUGAGAUUCCGAUCAAUUUUUAUCUAACAGCUUUCAAUUUCUUUUUUCCUUAUAUUCACUAUGUGAUUUAAAAACGCUUUGAAAAAAAUUAUUUAUUCAAUUUUCAUAAUACUGUACAUUAAGUUAAUUUAGUAAAUUAUUGAACAUA
Messenger RNA from Diorhabda sublineata, 3771 nucleotides. Its product is annotated as protein O-GlcNAcase. The record is from RefSeq and is a predicted model, not a curated record. Bases 208 to 3102 code for a protein of 964 amino acids. Gene Ontology annotation, biological process: glycoprotein metabolic process. Gene Ontology annotation, molecular function: beta-N-acetylglucosaminidase activity. The transcript is spliced from 16 exons. NCBI's taxonomy places the organism in Eukaryota, Metazoa, Arthropoda, Insecta, Coleoptera, Chrysomelidae.